Messenger RNA from Paramecium sonneborni, 1829 nucleotides. The record is from the annotation of a GenBank genome assembly. NCBI's taxonomy places the organism in Eukaryota, Ciliophora, Oligohymenophorea, Peniculida, Parameciidae.
AAUGAAUUUGUCUGAAGAAUCAACUAUAAAUGUAGAUUGUAGAAGAUCACGAAAUAAAACAGAGACAAAAUGUAAGUCUUAAAGUCCAUAAAUAAAAUCUUAAUUUCCAUAAUAAUAACUACAACAUAAGAAGAGCAAAACAAAAGAAAAAUUAUAAUAAAAGCAAGAUUUAUUGCCUAAUGUAACUAGAAAAUUAAAUCCAAAAUCAACUAGUUUUUAGAAGAAGAGAAAUCAAUUUAAACCAGCUCCUUAAGAGUUUUGUUUAAAAGUAAAUAUUUAAGUUUAAUUCAAAUAGUAUUAUAUUGGGUGGGGUAAUAAUGAGGGUUUAGUAAAACGAGUAAUGUAAAAAAGAACAUAAUGGAAGGAAACUACAGACUCUAGUUCAAUGUUUGUUAAUUUUAAAUGGUAAUAAAGUGAAAGAGGUUACAGAUAUGAAAGAUUGAUAGUAAGUUAAAACUACAAAUAAAUUGUUAAUCAUUUUGAACAUCAUAAAGAAAUAUCGAAUAAAUCCUAUCUAAUAAAAAAUCUAUCUUAAUAUUGCGAAGUAAAAAUAUGUUUAUUUUUAGAAACAUAAAUUAAAUGUAUUUGAUUAUACUCCAUUAACAUUUGUGAUUGAUUUUAGUGAUGAAAAUUGUGAUUACAAUAUUACUUAAUUCCUUAAAACUUAUGAGUAAUUUGCUCCUAAAAAGCCAUCAGCAAAAUUAAUGUUAGAUGUUAAAAGAAGAUUAAGAGGAAACUUUAGUAAUGCUUAUUAAAGAGAUUCUAGUUCAUAAUUUUAAAAAAUUCAAAUGAAUAAUACAUUUUUAUCAGAAGAUUCUACUUAUAUGUGGUUAUUAAAGCCAACAUUUUUAAAUAGAGGAAGAGGAAUUCAAAUAUUUGAUAAUUUAGAAACAUUAGUAAAAUUAGUAUCCGAUUUUUAAGAAGGAUUAAAAGAAAAGGCUUUGAAUUAAAAAGAUGAAUCAUCUGGAGAAGAAGAACCACCUAAAUAAGUUUAAAGUGCAUAAGGAACUAAAAAAGAUCCUAAUUAAUAUAUUAGAUAAUAACCUUCAGGACCUUGUAUUAUUAAAUCAUAAUCAUUUGUGAUUUAAAAAUAUAUAGAAAGACCAGCUUUAAUUAAUAAAAGAAAAUUUGAUAUUAGAGUUUGGGGAUUAGUAACAUAAGAAUUAGAUACUUAUUUUUUUUAAGAAGGAUAUAUUCGUACUUCAUCCGAAGAUUUCACUUAUAAUAUAGAGAAUACAUUUGUACAUUUAACUAAUAAUGCAAUUUAAAAAUACUCUAAAAAUUAUGGUGAAUUUGAAGAUGGUAAUUAAUUAUCAUUUAAAAAUUAUUAAGAAUAUUUAAAAUCAUAAAAUAUAAUUUGUAAUGUUGAAGAUGUAAUUUGUUUGAAUAUUUUAGAUAAUAAAUAAAAUGAAAGAAAGAAUAUGGAUGGUUUUUAAUUCAGUACGUAGUAAAAUUAAUUUUGAAGAUAGAAAGUAUUGUUUUGAGAUUUUUGGAUUUGAUUUCAUUUUAGAUUCAGAUUAGGAAGUAUGGUUAAUUGAAGUUAAUACAAAUCCUUGUAUAGAAGAAUCAAGUCCAUUAUUAAAAAUGUAUAUUCCAAGAAUGCUAGAUGAUGCAUUUAAAUUAACUCUUGAUAUUUUAUUUCCUCCAUAGUAACCUCAUAAAUAAUCUUUACCAUAAAUUUGUAAUUAUUAAUUUUUAUUAAAGAUUAACUUCCAUAAAUUAAAGAAGAAUCACAAUCUGAUUAUCCAGUUGUAGGUUAUCCUAAUGAUGAAAAUAUGUGGAUGUUAUUAGGCUCUUUAAAUGAUAGAAAAAUUAAAAAAAAAAAAUGA